GAGACUGAACCAGAAACUAAACCAGUAACAUAACCAGAGACGUAACCACAAUAAUAACCAGAAACAUAAUCAGAAACAGGACCAGAAGCAAAACAGAAACUACACCAGAAACUACACCAGAACAAACGCAAAACAAACCAGAACCAAAAAACCCAGAACUAGAAACUGACCCAAAAAAGCACCCAUGGCUGGCAUCCUCGCGCAAUCCACCCUACUCCCACCAAAAAAAAAAAACCUCUGGGCUUCUGGCAACCGCACCCACCCGCCGCGGCCGCGCAUACCCUAUAUAUCUUUGGCCCCACGAACCUGCAUUCCCCCAAUCCCCCAACAUGGAGAUUUCGUACGGGCCCCACGCCCUCCAGAAAUUAAAGGUUUUCCACCACUCGCCUCUCAACAACCACACCUUGCUACUUGUCCACGGCGGGGCCUGGAACGACCCGCUAAACACCUACGACGAUUUCCAGGACUUGGUGGGUUUUCUCCAGGCGGCCGGCGCCGGCGGCCUUGUAAACAUCGUAGGCAUCAACUACCGCCUCACGCCCGAGGUGUGCCACCCGCAGCAUUUGCACGACGUGCUAGGCGGCAUUUCCAAGUUGGUGCACGAGCUCGGCGUGCGGCGGCUCCUGGUGGCGGGCCACUCGGUGGGUGCCACCUUGGCGCUCCAGCUACUAAACUACAGGCAAAUCAUGGCGGACGGGGUGCGGGAGCUGCAGAAGGCGGGCCGGGCCGUGGAGCCGGUAGCGCCCGUUGCGGAGUUCACGCUCGACACGCUUUUUUUCAUUGACGGGAUCUACGACAUUGCGGGCCUCGUAUCGGAGUAUGGCGCGCCGUACGCGGCCUUUGUCGACCGCGCGUUUGUUAGUGAGCGGCAGUACCGGGGGGCGGUGCAGCCCAGUUGGCGGUCGCCGGGUGCGUUCGAGUUGUGUUUCGAAAAGGCCGUGGUGGUGCAGUCCACGCAGGACGAGCUUUUGAGUUUGCGCCAGACAAAGGGUUUUCUCGCGUUUUUGCGUGGGGUGGGGGUGGACUGCGAGUACCACCAGGAGGCCUGGGGCCGGCACGAGGAGGUGUACCGGCGGCGCGAAUUGGCGGCGGUCAUGGUGGCGGCGCUCACGCGCGGUGGGGGAAAUGCGACGAAUCAUGUACGGCCAAUGGGGGGAGAGGGGGGAGAGGAAGAGAGGGGGAGGGAGGGAGGGUGAGAGAGCAUUGGUAUUUGAGACCUCAAGCGGGCUAGCUGCGAGAAGUGUUGGGAAAUGUCGACGCAGAGAAUGAGAGAGAGGGGAGAGAGAUGGGAGAGAGAGAUGAGAGAGAGAGGGGACAGAGAUGGGAGAGAGAGAUGAGAGAGAGAUGAGAGAGAGAGAUGGAAGCAGCAGAGCUCUAUAAUAAUUAGGAGCUGAGCAGCUGGGGUGGUUGAAGAAUCCAUAUAGACUACAAACAUUGAACAGAAAGCGGCCCUCUGUAAUAUCGUAAGAGGAAGGAGAAGCAUGAAUUUGAAAGCAGCAAGGCCAUAGAUGGGAACCUUCAGCAUGUGAGGAAGAUGGAGGGAAGUGCCUGACCGACAAACACUUGGGGUGUGGGCAGAAGGGGAAACAGAACGCAGCUGG
Messenger RNA from Metschnikowia bicuspidata var. bicuspidata NRRL YB-4993, 1601 nucleotides. Its product is annotated as arylformamidase. NCBI's taxonomy places the organism in Eukaryota, Fungi, Ascomycota, Pichiomycetes, Serinales, Metschnikowiaceae. The transcript has a single exon. Bases 330 to 1196 code for a protein of 288 amino acids. The record is from RefSeq and is a predicted model, not a curated record. Gene Ontology annotation, molecular function: arylformamidase activity.